Molecule: messenger RNA, 1092 nt
Organism: Exophiala aquamarina CBS 119918
Lineage: Eukaryota; Fungi; Ascomycota; Eurotiomycetes; Chaetothyriales; Herpotrichiellaceae
Exons: 1
Coding region: 1-1092 (363 amino acids)
Source: RefSeq, a predicted model, not a curated record
AUGAAGAGCUCGUUUGCUACCCGCGCGGUAUUCUUCGCCAGCCUCGUACUCUGCAGUAUCGGUCCUUCCAUCGCGCAAAACAACUCUUUUUAUACUGCCUCUGCUGGAUUUUCGUCUAUCCUCGGUCUCAAUCCGAAAGUGACCCUCCUUGCAGAAAGCGAGCUGCCUUUAUUCCAUGAGGGAGGUGUUUAUUAUGCUCCAACCAACUCUCUUUUCGUCACCUCCGACUUGAUCCCAGACCCGUCAACUGCAAAUGGUACAUGGCAGCUCAUAUCCCAUGUCACGGGCAAUCUCACGUCUUCCGCCACGACCCGAGUCACACCACUCAACGCAACGAGCCAUGCCAUUCCUUACCCACUUGGCGGCUAUCCCUAUCUGAAAUCCAAGGGACUCAUUGCCUGGCUCGGUCAGGGCUCCCUCACAAAGCCGGGAGGCGUAUUCUUCAUGAACCCUGAACCUCCGUUCAAUGUUACUCAGGCUCUGUCCAGCUACGGCGACUACGACUUCAACUCUCCAAACGAUAUCGCCGUCACUCCUUCCGGCGAGAUCUAUUUCACCGAUCCAAUCUACGGCUCUGAGUAUGGCUUUCGCCCCAAAGCUCAGCUUCCAAACCAAGUUUACCGCUUUAAUCCAGCUACCGGAACAGUUAGAACUGUAGCUGAUGGCUUCAGCCGGCCCAAUGGUCUUGGCAUCAACAAGGACGGAAGCACCGUCUAUAUCAUCGACACUGGCGCUCAGGUCGGCGACGGAACCAUCGACUACCAAGGCCCCCGAACCAUCUACGCUCUCGAUGUCCAAGGGAGAAAGCAAAAUGGAACCGGUGGAUUUCUCGGAAACAGACACCUCUUUUGUUUCCCCAGCUUUGGCGGUGCGAAAGGCGUCAAGACAGACACUUUAGGCAAUGUCUACGUUGGAUUAGAUGAUGGCGUAUCGGUCUUCGACGAAGGCGGUGAGCUUCUGGGAAAGAUUCUCAUCGACGAUAUUGCCAACAUUGGUUUCGGUGAGCCUGGAGUCAUUUUCGCCAUGGGAGAGACAAGGCUGUGGAGGGUAGACCUUUCAGAUGCAGUAGUGGGGUCAGCGCAGACGAUUUGA